Sporothrix brasiliensis 5110 is the source of this 2580-nucleotide messenger RNA. RefSeq names its product 3-phosphoinositide dependent protein kinase-1. The transcript is spliced from 2 exons. Gene Ontology annotation, molecular function: ATP binding; protein serine/threonine kinase activity. NCBI's taxonomy places the organism in Eukaryota, Fungi, Ascomycota, Sordariomycetes, Ophiostomatales, Ophiostomataceae. Gene Ontology annotation, biological process: intracellular signal transduction; peptidyl-serine phosphorylation. The record is from RefSeq and is a predicted model, not a curated record. Bases 1 to 2580 code for a protein of 859 amino acids.
AUGAACGGGGACCUGAGCCUCUCCAAGGCCUUGGGUGGCUUGCGUAUUGCAAACCCCGACGACACGGCGUCGCCAACCAUGGACACCGAUUCAGAGCCUCGAGAGGCGUUCCCACCAUUUCAAGCGUCUCCCGAUCCGCAAGCAACCUACAGCUCACAGUCGGCCUCGCACUCGUCGACUUCGCUUCCAGCCCAGCAGCAGGUCCCAUCACGCGGACCAAGUCCACUCGCUGGCCAAAGGAGACCACAGGAAGAUGCAUCGGCUCUUUUUAAGUCGGCGCAAACAAACCUCAGCAAUGUGCAGACCCCCGAAGCUACUGGGAGAGCGCCGUCCGAUCCCCAUUUACAGACGCAAUUCUCGGCAUACAGACAGAGUUCCGGGUCUGUCGGGGCGGCGUCUUCCGCAAGGCCCAUGUCAACUUUGUACACCAGCUCUGGAUCCGGGGCCACCACAGACCCAGCUUCGAACUCACCCACGGGUUAUGGUGCUUUGCGAAGCAAUGAACCAGCUCGUGCGGCGUCAUAUCGGCAGCCUUCUCGAAGCGAGUCUCGCUCUCAACAUCCCCCCACCUCAUAUACUUCUCCUGGGCCGUCGUCGGAGACGAACCAUACGGACCGGACAUACAAUGGACCGCGCCAGAGCAUUCCGCUCGCGUCAGGAAGCAGCCCCCUUCCGCCACGACGAAGCUCAAAGGGCAUGGGUGGCGGCUACGUUUCUAUCCCGGCCAGCUCAGGUCCUGCGUCGUCUGGACCACCUAUAGCGCACGGGAUGGAAACCGCCGUGUCAAAAAGCAGUGAGGAGUGGAAAGAGCGGGGAGCAGCCGUGAGUGUCAGAAAGGAAGUGGACGCAUCCGGAAAACCUGUCUUCAGGACAGUCAAGAAGGGUGUGCAAGACUUUUCUUUUGGUCGGAUACUGGGCGAGGGCUCUUAUAGCUCGGUCUACCUUGCAACUGACCGUCAAAGCUUAAAGGAGUACGCUAUCAAAGUGCUCGAGAAGAAGCACAUCAUCAAGGAGAAGAAAGUCAAGUAUGUCAACAUCGAGAAAAACACACUCAACCGCCUCACGGAACAUCCUGGCAUUGUGCGGUUGUACUACACGUUCCAGGACGAACAGUCUCUGUACUACGUUUUGGAUCUGUGCAGCGGAGGAGAGCUUCUUGGCAUUCUGAAGCGGACGGGAACCUUUGACGUAGAGUGCACACGCUUUUACGGCGCUCAGAUUCUCGACGCCAUCAGGUACAUGCACUCAAGAGGCGUCAUCCACCGCGACCUCAAACCGGAAAACGUGCUUUUGGAUGAAAACAUGCACGUCAAAAUCACCGACUUCGGCACAGCAAAGCUCCUGCCCGAUCCAAGAGACCCAUCAGCAGCCGACGGCAACGGCACGGGCGGCUCCUUGACGUCACAGGGCGACGGUCGCUCGGCAUCCUUUGUGGGUACGGCGGAAUACGUUAGCCCUGAACUUCUUAUGGAUAAGUCUGCAAGUAAAGCAAGCGAUCUCUGGGCAUUCGGCUGCAUAAUCUACCAACUUUUGGCUGGCCGACCACCGUUCAAGGGUGGAUCCGAGUAUAUGACAUUCCAGAAAAUCGUUAACCUGGAGUACGAAUUCCCACCCGGAUUCCCGCCGGCCGCUCGCGAUUUGGUGGAGCGGUGUCUUGUUCUAGAGCCUGCCAGGCGGCUGACAAUCGAACAUAUUAUGAACCACGAGUUCUUUGACGGCCAGCCUUUUGGGCGCGAUCUGUGGCGUACAAAGGCGCCAAGGCUUCGGCCGUACAUACCGCCGACACAGGAAACGCACGUUAUCCAACUUAAUGGGUCGGCCGCCCCGCCUCAGUCGAUUCCUACAUCAAGGGGUGCAUCCGGGGGGGUGUCAAGUCCCAGCGGUAAAGGGGGUGCGAUGGGAUCCCAGGUGUCUCCAAACAAUGGUCAACGGCCUCCGAGGAUUAUUACGGAACUUCCUCCCCCAACGCAACUGGACCUUGACUGGUCACCGGUACUGACACGGCAAAACGAACGUAUUCUCAAGCUGGGUGACCUCAUGGUUGUGUCGACGCCAAUCCCCAACAGCCCUCAUGGCAAAUCGGAAGGAGACGGCCACAAGAAACUGUCCCGGUUCUUUGGCGGCAACACAACGAAGAAACGGCAGCGGUUGGUCAUGGUCACCUCGAGCGGGCGUAUUGUUUUUGCACCUGCAGGCGGCGACGAGAAGAAGGCGAAGCAAGAGAUCUCGCUUCUUAAUUCAGACUGUGUAUGGAGGACUCAGACCGACGCCAAGGGACAGCCUAUUUGGUGUGUCGAUACGGGUUCUCUAGACGGUGGCAUGGCCGCUGUCGAAGAUUGGAUCGAGUCUCUGGAGCGGGCCAAAGAUCUCGCCCUGUCGCAAAACAUUCUUGCCUCGUACCGGAGCGAGGAGUUUGGUGAUAUGUCUUCGUCAAUGUCCAGCCCUGCGAGUACGCUCGGCGGCCGGAUGAACCACCCCGGACGCAGCCAGAGCAACGGUGACGAUACGAUUAUCUCGGAGCGGAAACGAAACCGCUUCAGCAAGCGGCAAUCGAAGAAUGGACUCGGUGCCCAGUUUUAA